Messenger RNA from Acaulospora colombiana, 912 nucleotides. The record is from the annotation of a GenBank genome assembly. NCBI's taxonomy places the organism in Eukaryota, Fungi, Glomeromycota, Glomeromycetes, Diversisporales, Acaulosporaceae.
AUGAAGUUUUCAAUUCUUACAAUUUCUUUGACCCUUCUUUCUGCCGUAAGCGCACUUCCAAGGGGCUUUGAGAAGAGACGCUUCGGUCAAGAGCAUACUCCUCGAGCUGACGCUGACUUCCAGGCCAUGAAAGAUAUUUCGAAUGGUACUGGAUUCGAAGCUCAGCUCGGAGAUUUAUCUGGCGCCGCGGUAAGAGCUCUGUUGGCUAAGGCCGGCGCUUGCGAUCAACAGGAUGUUGCAGACCAAUGCGUCGACAUUGCGCAUCAAAUUGGUCAGAAGUUUGCAAGCUCAUUUGGACCACAAAAGGAAAGUGACCUUAUUAAAGUUUGUCAGGAUUAUCGAACACUCGAGCGCAACACUCCGAAUGUCGGACAACCUUCUGAACUUUGCAAUAGACCACCGAGAAAUAAGGAACUUCAAGGUUUAGUUCAAGCUCAGGAUCCGGGUACUACCACCACCACCCCUACCCCCACUACCACCCCUACCCCCACUACCACCCCUACCCCCACUACCACCCCUACCACCACUACCACCACUACCACCACUACCACCCCUACCACCACUACCACCACUACCCCCACUACCACCCCUACCGCUACCGAUAACUCAAAUACGAACCCUAGCUCCUGCAACACCCCUCCUAAAAAUUCGGUCAAUAAUCAGGCUUUCACAAAUCCCGUUGGAGGUGUUCAGAUGCCAUUAAUCCAAAAGUUGGCUCCUGGUUCUGGUGCUAACUUUGAAGUCAACGGCAGUAAAUUCCAAAACAUCGGUGCUGCCCAGAACCGUCAAUGUGAUAUUCAACAUAAUCUCUGCUUUAACAAGUUUAAUAGCGGAGAUCAUAGUUUCCAAGGAUCGGAUUGUGACAACCAGGAUAACGUAUGUAAAGCUGGUGACCCAGUAUUUUCCAGCUAG